UUUUUCAUUUUCAGUUUGUUUUUGGUUGUGAAACUUGUCGGUUGUGUUCUCGGUGUAAAGUGCACGUGUUACAGCAGCGAAGAAAGCUUCAAGUGGUUCGGAAGAAAUAAAGAAGAGGAAGCGCAACUGUAGCAAAACAAAAAUUUGGACGCGCUCCCAUGACAUAAUGGACAGCAGCGCCAAGCCGGAACGUAAAAAUCCACGUGCACGAGCCAAUCUAUUGUCACAAUUGCUGUUCGCCUGGUCGCUGCCAUUGCUGUAUAAGGGCUCGAGGCAUGGACUAACCACAGAAGAUCUAACGGAAUGCAUAGCGGAUGAUCAUUCCGAGGAAUUGGGUGAUCGCUUGGAGGAUGAGUGGCAAAAUGAAGUUAUACGCGCUAAUCACAAGUCCAAGAAGCCGCGACUACGCAAUGCGCUCUUUCGUUGCUUUUUGGGUCCCACCAUAGUGAAUGGCAUUAUCUCUAUAAUUUAUAUACUGAUCAAAACCUUAAUACCCGCCGUAUUAGCCCAGCUCUUGCUGCAGUUCCAGCGCAUGCAACAAGCUCCAGUGACAACAACUCUAGAUACUGUUGGCGAUAUACUCAAUCGAACUGCACGUGCUGUGGCCUCGUUAGACUCAGCAACAGGCAAUGCCAACUCACCCAAUGCCUUGGACAACUCCGAUCCGCACAAGCAGCACGUCAAUGGCUACGAACCGCUGCCCAUGGCGCCAUCUAAUAUAACAGCUACGAAUGCUUUGGAGCAAGCGGCGCAAUAUAUUUGGCAGGAUGUGUAUUGUCUGGCCACAGUGCUGGUGGGUGCUACUGCCUUGGGCUGCUUUCUGAUUCACCAUGUGGACUUGCGUCAGCGUCUGAUGGGCGCACGCAUGCGCAUUGCCUGCUGCUCGCUGAUCUAUCGCAAAACAUUGCGCCUUUCCAUGAAGACAGCUGGACAGACACCAGCUGGUUAUUUGAUCAAUUUGCUGUCGAAUGAUGUAAAUCGCUUGGAUUAUGGUUUCAUAUUUAUGCACUGGAUUUGGAUUAUGCCACUGCAGGCUGUGCUUACCUGUUAUUUGAUAUGGCUGCGCAUAGGCAUUCCUGCCCUGGUGGGCGUCAUUGGACUGCUGCUGAAGACUGUGCCGCUGCAGUCGGCGCUGAGUAAAUUGACUUCGAAGCUUCGCAUGCGCAUUGCGGAGCGCACAGAUGCGCGCGUGGGCAUUAUGAAUGAACUGGUCCAGGGCAUACAGGUGAUCAAGAUGUACGCCUGGGAGAAACCCUUUCAGGCAGUUGUCGCUGAGGCGCGUCGCUGCGAGAUUCAACAGAUUCGCUAUGCUUCCUAUCUGCGUGGUUUCUAUCUAAGCACCAUGGUGUUCACCGAGCGUUCUACACUGUAUAUAACGCUAGCCGCAGCUGCGCUGCUGGGUCAAAGCAUCACCGCAGACUUUGUGUUCUCCGCCGCCAGCUACUACAAUAUACUACAGUUGGUGGCAGCCAUUUGGUAUCCACUGGCGGUCACUUUCGGCGCCGAGGCUUUGGUUUCACUGCGUCGCAUUCAGGCCUUUUUGCAGCUGGAGGCGCGCGAUGAGAAGGUGCAGGGCUUAACGCACAAGCGUCAGCAGUUCGAUGGCGAUACGCGCGCUGUUAAUCUGAAGGACAUUCAGGCCAGCUGGCUGAAGGAGCAACCACAACGCACGCUGCAGUCGUUUAAUCUGCAAAUCGAAAAGGGACAACUCUGCGCGGUUAUUGGGCCUGUGGGCGCUGGCAAGAGCUCGCUGCUGCAGCUGUUGCUAGGCGAACUGCCCAUCAUUGAAGGCGGCGUUGUUAUCCAAGGCGAACUUUCAUAUGCUAGCCAGGAGCCUUGGCUCUUCACCGGCACAGUGCGCAACAAUAUUCUGUUUGGCGAGCAGUACGAGCGCAAACGUUACCAUGAGGUCACCAAAUGCUGUGCACUGAGCACGGAUUUCCAGCAGCUAAGCAAUGGCGACAAGACGGUGGUGGGUGAGCGUGGUGCUUCACUCUCUGGUGGCCAGCGCGCGCGCAUUAGCUUGGCACGCGCUGUUUACAAGCCCGCCUCCAUUUAUUUGCUGGAUGAUCCGCUGAGUGCGGUCGAUGCGCAUGUGGGCAGACAUUUAUUCGAUGAGGUUAUUGGUCCACGUGGUCGUCUAGCGCAACUAAAGGCCACACGCGUGCUGGUUACACAUCAGGUGCACUUUCUGAGCGAGGCAGAUUGGAUUGUUAUUGUGGAUCAGGGACGCAUCUUAAGGCAGGGCACCUAUCAGGAGCUGCUGAACAGCGAACUGGACUUUGCCAAACUGCUGGAGCGUCCCAAGGAGGCGGAGUUAACAGGCAACAGCAGUGAUUUGCACGCUUCGUCUAUUACCACGCUAAGCGAGCACGACAUGGAGGAUGACGAUGAUAUACCCUAUAUAGAUGGCGUGCGCGAUGGUUAUUUGCCGCUUCGCAAGCAAAGUGGCUCCACACAUGGCAGCAAGUCGUUCACCAACAGCGAUCUGGCGGAUGCAGAGGAUGAAGAAGAAAUGGCAGAGGCGCAAGCUUCGGGCGGCAUCUCGGCGCGUGUUUGGUACGAAUACUUCCAUGCCGGCAGCACCUUCUUGAGCUUCAGCUUUAUGGUGUGCGUCAUGUUGCUCUCCCAAGUGGUUUGCAGCAGCUCCGAUUACUUCUCCAGCAUUUGGACGCAGCAGGAGCAUAUGCGCAGCCAAGGCGCCGACACUAGCUUCACCACCUAUGAGUGCAUGUACAUCUAUGGCGCCCUCAUCAUCGGCGUCGUCAUCAUGACCGUCUUUCGUGGCUUUCUGUUCUUCAAGGUUUGCAUGCAUGCCUCCAAGGUGUUGCAUGAUCGCAUGUUCCGCUGCAUUUUGAAUGCCACCAUGCGCUUCUUUGAUACGAAUCCCUCGGGACGCAUUCUCAAUCGUUUCUCCAAGGAUAUGGGCGCCAUUGAUGAGCUGCUGCCACGUGCUAUGAUGGACUUUAUACAAAUUGCUUUGGUUAUGUUUGGCAUAUUGAUUGUUAUAGCUGUGGUGAAUCCUGUGCUCAUCGCUGCCAUGACCAUUGUUGCUAUCAUCGAUAUGCUCAUACUUAAGCUGUAUCUGCGUCCCUCGCAGGAUCUGAAGCGCUUGGAGGGCAUUUGCCGCAGUCCAGUGUUUUCGCAUUUGAGCUCCUCCUUAACGGGUUUGUCUAUUAUACGCUCGCGCAAUAUGCAGGAUGUCGUAGCCAAGGAGUUUGAUCUGUUGCAGGAUGUGCACAGCAGCGUCUGGCAGCUCACCAUGGCAGCCAAUACAGCAUUGGGUCUAUGGCUGGACAUAGUCAGCUGCGGUUUCCUCAGCGCUGUUACCUUUAGCUUUAUUGUUACCAAUGAAACCACCUACAGCGGCAAUGUGGGCUUGGCCAUUUCGCAGGCUAUGAUCUUAACGGGCAUGGUGCAGUAUGGCGUGCGUCAGGUUUGCGAAUCGCUGCAGCAAAUGACCAGCGUGGAGCGCGUGCUGCAGUACACCGAGCUGGAGCAGGAGCCAAGAGUUCAAGGCAAGGAGCCCUCGCAGCAGUGGCCACCACGUGGCGAGGUUGAGUUCCGCGACAUGAGCUGUCGCUAUGAUCCCAAUGGCUCAGCUGUGCUUAAGCAUUUGAACUUGACCAUCGAACCUGGCUGGAAGGUGGGCAUUGUGGGACGCACUGGCGCUGGCAAAUCCUCACUCAUAGGCGCACUUUUCCGCUUGGCGUACAUUGAUGGUGGCAUCUAUAUCGAUGACAUUGAAACGGGCAGCAUUUCGCUAGAGACGCUGCGCACGCGCAUUUCCAUAAUUCCACAAGAUCCGGUGCUGUUCUCCGCUAGCAUACGCUAUAACCUGGAUCCCUUUGAGGCAUAUAGUGACGCUGAACUCUGGCGCGCCUUGGAGGCAGUGGAGCUGCGCACUGCUAUAAAUGGUCUGGACUUUAUGGUCACCGAACGUGGCAGCAACUUUAGCGUGGGACAGCGUCAGUUGCUUUGCCUGGCACGCGCAAUACUGCGCAACAACAAGGUGCUGGUGCUGGACGAAGCCACCGCCAAUGUGGAUCCACAAACCGAUGCGCUGAUCCAGCGCACCAUACGCGUCAAGUUCCAGCAGUGCACAGUCUUGACUGUGGCCCAUCGUUUGCAUACAGUGAUGGAUUCGGAUCGCAUUAUUGUUAUGGAUGCGGGCAAUGCUGUGGAGUACGAUGUGCCGCAUUUGCUGUUGAAGAAAUCUCAGGGCGUGCUUAGGCAAAUGGUUGAAGCUACAGGCGGCGAGGCGGAUGCACUCAAGAAAGUCGCCAGCGAUUCGUUCAAGCGUAUGCAACAACUCAGCGAGGAGCAGCGUGGUGCCUAAAAUGAAUUACAAAUGUUUGAGUUUGGAUCACAAAGGAAUCAGGAAUACUUGAAAAGACGUACCAAAAAAAAACAGCAACACAUAAAUCAUUGUUUAGUUUUUUAAGACUCGCAUAUAAGUCCUGUCAGCUGUCAUUAUUAUUGUUCUUCUUCUUUCGUUUGUUUCUGCAACUCAACAUGCCUAUAUAAUACUGCCUUAUAUACAAGAUAUAUAAACUAAUUAGCCUUGGCUAAAUAUAAGUUCAAACAUUGCUUAGUACUUAGUGCAGAGUUUAUAGAAUUUGUUUUGAUUUUUGUUCUAUAAUCUUUGCUAGCACGUACUUAAAAAUUGUUAAAACGGUAAACAGGGUUUGAACUUUGUAUUUACAAAAUACUAUUAUAAACUUAAAAGCAACGGUGCUUGACACAUGCAUUAGUAUUAGUAUAUAUUUUAUAUAAAACAUAUAACUCUAUAUAUACUGGUUCAGCAGAGCAGAACAAAUAA
Messenger RNA from Drosophila busckii, 4822 nucleotides. Its product is annotated as multidrug resistance-associated protein 4. Gene Ontology annotation, molecular function: ATP binding; ABC-type transporter activity; ATP hydrolysis activity. Gene Ontology annotation, cellular component: membrane. The record is from RefSeq and is a predicted model, not a curated record. Gene Ontology annotation, biological process: transmembrane transport. The coding region runs from base 167 to 4339 and encodes 1390 amino acids. NCBI's taxonomy places the organism in Eukaryota, Metazoa, Arthropoda, Insecta, Diptera, Drosophilidae. The transcript has 8 exons.